AUGGCGGCCAUGGGGCCGAUAGUCGAUUCACGAAAGGCUGGCUCACGCCGCCUCCGGUGGACUUUCCGGCCACCAUAUGGGAGGAAGAAGGAUUUGAUUGCAUGCCCAGAUAAAGGUUGCUUUAAGAUCGAGCAUAGUGUUGUGAAAGCUAUAAUAGUUUCGUUCGUUGCAGUAAUGGGAUUAGUUCUUCUAGUUAUUCUUAUCAAAUUUGUGAGAAGGUCUGAGAGACGCAAAGAAGGCAAAUUGAUCAGUACAUGGUCAGGUCUCUAUAGAUUCUCGAAAGGAGAGAUUGAGAAAGCCAUAAAUUAUGGCAAUAGCAAGGUACACCUUGGUUCAGGAAGCGCUGGCCAAGUGUACCAGGGCAUCCUUCCAAGCCGGCAGCUCGUAGCAAUCAAGCACGUCUACAAGACUGCGAUGUCUGGUUCUUUCACGAGGGAAGUCGAAGGCCUCUCCAAAGUUCGACACCCCAACUUAGUCUCCCUCCUUGGCUUCUGUGACGAAAGAGGAGAACAAUACUUGGUUUAUGAGUACUGCUGUAAUGGAAACCUUGCCCAAAAUCUCUUGAGAAUCGACUCUGUUCUUUCAUGGGAUCAAAGAGUCAGGAUAUUAAGAGAUUGUGCACUUGUUCUGAGGUUUCUCCAUAAUCACCCCGAUGGUUGCAUUGUUCAUAGGGACAUCAAGCUAUCUAACAUUCUAUUGAUGGAGAAUAUGGAGCCGAAGCUUUCAGACUUUGGAUUAGCAAAGGUGUUCAACAUGGAGGAAAGCAAAGUGUUUACCGAUGUUAGAGGAACCAUCGGCUACAUGGAUCCUGAAUACAUGACAAAUGCCAGGCUCACUAGUGCCAGUGAUAUUUAUAGUUUUGGCAUUGUGACCUUACAAAUGCUUUCAGGGAGGAAGGUGAUAGAGUUGGAUAUUGCAGCACGAGAUACUCUAACAAGAAAGGCUAAGGAUGUGCAAAUGAAGAAACGACCGCUCAAAGAUUUCAUAGACCCACGCCUUAGAGGAGAGCUUAAUUUGAGGGACUUUGAGUCAAUUUUGAAUAUUGCAGUUCUUUGUGCUGCUGGUUCGAGCAAAGGUCGUCCCACAAUUAAGGAGGUCUUUGAAGAAAUGGAUAGAGCUUGGAAGAACACAAAACCCAAUAUGCUAGUUGCUGCUGCUGCUACCAGUGGGAAAGAGGUAAUGGACACCCACAAAGGCUAUGGGAGAGGAGGAGGCUCAUCUGUGUGUCAUGGCUCCAUCUUCGAGUGCCAAGAAGAAGUGGACUGGUUGCUAGAAUCGAUGGUCAAGAAAAUAGACUAUGGUGCGCUUCGAAGAGGAGAUGCGACAUGCAAAGUCGGCGGGCGGGGAGACAGUUCUGUUCAAAGUAUAUUUGUUAUAACGCGGUCUCAGUUCUCAUGA
Messenger RNA from Phoenix dactylifera (date palm), 1398 nucleotides. The record is from RefSeq and is a predicted model, not a curated record. NCBI's taxonomy places the organism in Eukaryota, Viridiplantae, Streptophyta, Magnoliopsida, Arecales, Arecaceae.